GUCGGCCGGGUCGUGCGUGCCCCUGCCCCCCUCCGGCCUCCGGCUCCCAGCUUUCUCUUCAUAAAUACGCGGCCGUGCGUCCCCCGAACCCCCGCACCUCCUAUCCGCUCCCCACUCGGCGUCUGCUGCUGCAUUGCCGUGCCGCCAGUGGAGAGGAGAUCAGUGAUCGUUGGCCACUGCACUAGCUGCACGAAGGUACUCGAUACUUGUUGAGAGAGAGAGAGAGAGAGUGCUGAUCACCGGCCGCCGCCACUUCUACUGGGAGUUUUUUGUCCGGUAAAUGACUGGAGGCCUUGCCGGCGUCGUCGUCGCGGUACAGGUUAAACAAAUCUUGCCGGCUCAACGCUUCGUUAGGAGAAGACGGAAGACUGCAGAAACUCCUGAGGAGGAGGACGCGGGGAAUAAAAUCGAGCGAUAAAAAAAGUAUCCUGUUAGAGAUAUGUAGUGUGUACUACGCAUUUCAGAGUUCACAUGCAGUCGUAAUUAACAGGGCUGAUGGAUGCUACCACUGUUGAUUCCAAAUGGAUCUCUCCCGCCACUGAAGAUGGGUCCAUGGACAGGCGAGGAAACCCAGCUGUCAAGACAACCACCGGAAGAUGGAGAUCUGCCAUCCUGCUGCUAGCUAACUAUGGGCUCGCGACGUGCGCCUUCUUCGGCGUCGGCGUGAACCUCGUGGUGUUCCUGCGCCGGGUGCUCCACCAGGGCAACGCCGAGGCGGCCAACAGCAUCAGCAAGUGGACUGGGACCGUCUACAUCUUCUCGCUCAUCGGCGCCUUCCUCAGCGACUCCUACUGGGGCCGAUACGUCACGUGCGCCGUCUUCCAGAUCAUCUACGUGAUGGGGCUGGUGGUCCUGUCGCUCGCGUCAUGGCUCUUGCUGGUGAAGCCGUCCGGCUGCGGCGGCGUCAAGGCGCACUGCGACGGGCCGUCGGCGCCCGGCGUCGCGCUGUUCUACCUGUCCACCUACAUGAUCGCGUUCGGCAACGGAGGGUACCAGCCUUCCAUCGCGACGUUCGGGUCGGACCAGUUCGACGAGACGGACCCCGAGGAGGCGCGCUCCAAGGUGGCCUUCUUCAGCUACUUCUACCUGGCGCUCAACGUCGGCUCCCUGCUCUCCAACACGGUGCUGGUGUACUACGAGGACUCGGGGCGGUGGGUCAUGGGGUUCUGGGUCUCGGCGGCCGCCGCGGCGCUGGCGCUCGUGCUCUUCCUGCUCGGCACGCCCGGCUACCGCCACUUCAAGCCGAGCGGCAACCCGCUCACCCGCGUCGCGCAGGUGUUCGUCGCCGCGCUGCGCAAGUGGCGCGCCGAGGUCCCGCGUGGCGAGCUCCUCCACGAGGUGGUGGAAGCAGGAGAGGACCCUAAGGUCUCGGGCAUCCGCAAGAUCCUUCACAGCGACGGGCUCAGGUUCCUCGACAAGGCGGCGACGAUCACGGAGGAGGAGGAGGAGGAGGGUCCGUGGCGGCUCUGCACGGUGACGCAGGUGGAGGAGGUGAAGUGCAUCCUGAGGAUGCUGCCCAUCUGGCUGUGCACGAUCGUGUACUCGGUGGUGUUCACCCAGAUGGCGUCGCUGUUCGUGGAGCAGGGCGCCACCAUGGACACCAACAUCGGGUCGUUCCACUUCCCCGCCGCGAGCAUGUCGCUGUUCGACGUCCUCAGCGUGCUGGCGUUCAUCGCCAUCUACCGGCGGGUGCUGGUGCCCGUCAUGGCGCGGCUGUCAGGCAACCCGCAGGGCCUGACCGAGCUGCAGCGCAUGGGCGUCGGGCUCGUGAUCGGCAUGGCGGCGAUGGUGGUGGCGGGCGUGGUGGAGGUGGAGCGGCUGAAGCGCGUGGCGGCCCCGGACCAGCCGAGCUCCCUGAGCGUGCUGUGGCAGGUGCCGCAGUACGCGCUGAUCGGGGCGUCGGAGGUGUUCAUGUACGUGGGGCAGCUGGAGUUCUUCAACGGGCAGGCGCCCGACGGCGUCAAGAGCUUCGGCAGCGCGCUGUGCAUGGCGUCCAUCUCGCUGGGGAACUACGUGAGCAUCAUGCUGGUGAGCGUAGUCACGAGCCUCACCGCCGGUGAGAAGCGUCCGGGGUGGAUCCCUGGGAACCUUAACUCAGGACACCUCGACAGGUUCUACUUCCUCCUCGCCGCUCUCUCGCUCGUGGACCUCGCCGUCUACGUCGCCUGUGCCAUGUGGUACAAGGGCAUCAAGCUUGACGGCGGCGACGGCGAUAACAGGAGAAAGGUCUCUGCGCACGUCUAGCUAGCCACUGCAUACUGGACCUCGGGCCUUCAGUUUUCAGGUUCAGAGACGUGCCGGGCUGGCCCCUGGCCGUAUGCCCGUAUAGUCUUAUAGAGAGAGGAGAGAGAGAGAGAGGAAAUAAAAUGUCAAAGAAUAUGUAACCAUCCGCUCGGCGUUGGAUGGCCCAUGUUGUUAUGUAUCUUUGGUCAGAUGAUCCAAGUAACCUCAUGUGAAGUACUAAUGCAAUAAUUAUAUAUGGAUAGUACACUAUCUGUGCCUUAGGACGGCACGUAAUUAUAUUUAA
Zea mays is the source of this 2527-nucleotide messenger RNA. Its product is annotated as protein NRT1/ PTR FAMILY 7.3. Lineage: Eukaryota; Viridiplantae; Streptophyta; Magnoliopsida; Poales; Poaceae. Gene Ontology annotation, biological process: transmembrane transport. Gene Ontology annotation, molecular function: transmembrane transporter activity. The record is from RefSeq and is a predicted model, not a curated record. The transcript is spliced from 5 exons. Gene Ontology annotation, cellular component: membrane. The coding region runs from base 496 to 2244 and encodes 582 amino acids.